AAGACUGGUGGGGUGCACUUUGUUUCAAGAAAUUACAUAUAGGUCUGCUGGACCGGCGUACUACAAAGAAGACAAUGUAAGAUGGAUGCGAACGAUUUGGAUGACCUAAAAGCAUUAACUACCCCAACUCUUGUCAGCACAUUCUGAGCAUUUGACUAUUAGUUUCACUUUGAGCAUCGUGUCCGUGUUUCUCACUGCAUUCUGAACAUUCAAUUAUUUGACGAGGACACCUCCCUAGGGUGGUGAUCAGAUGUGCAAAGAUAAGGAAGAUGGAUUAGACAUUCUAUCAUGGAACAGGAAACAUGAGCGAAAAGACGGUCCGAUUCACUGUAAAAUCAACGAAAGACAACAAGUAUGACUGCGACCAACUCUGACAAGCGACAGGAAUGCGAUAUAAAUACACAAAACGACUUUUGAGACCGACUUGGUGUAGGUCAUCACCUGCUGAUGUGAAAGAGGGAGCGGAAGAGAGAUCAAAGGUUACAUUACGGGGCUGUAAACAGGUGCCACAAGCAGAAAAAGAACAAGCCACCCGAGACGAGAUAUGAAAUCCUUGACGAACAGAUAACAAUGUACAGGUCAGACUAAAACCAGUAUUCGUGUGUUCUUUUCCAACUGUUUAGCUUCGGUCCGAUUACUGUACCGACACAUGGAGCCCGAAAAAAAAACCCCUACGCUGAUCACGCCAAAAAGUAAUCAAAUCACGAAAACUGAUGAAUAAUUUAUGAAACUCAACUGUUCUCUCUCUCUCACACACACACACAUACACGCAAACAAGAAUGUGCGUUUUACAUUUGUCUCAACUCUUGACAUCUGCCGUGUGGCUUAACGAAUUUCUUAUGAUUUGUUACUUGAAUUUAUAAUUAUUAUCAGUACAUUGUUCAAAGGAGAAAACAGACGCAAUAGAGGAGGGGGAGGGUAUGAUCGUUACCCUCUAUCGGCGCUCCAUUCGAUCACCCCUUCCCGCCACUCCGUCGCUUCACGCACGCGACACUGCGCGUGCAGCCGACGAAUUUUCGUUGUCAGCCGAGGGCCAGAAGCUUGUGCCGCAUCCCCAUCCUCUUCUGCUGCACGACAAACAGGGUGACGACUGGUCCUCGAAGGGUCGCAAUCAGCUCUAAACUUUCUCGUUAGUGCCAGAGUUUGUAAUUCAGCUUAGGUCAAGAUGGUGAGGGUCACAAUGUGUCAGGUGGCGGUAGCCACGCUCUUCCUGUGCGCCGCGGCGACCAUCUUGUACAGCGAGCAUCUCUGGCUGCGGGAACGUUCCAGAGAAGAGAGGAGUGCCCCGGUGACCACCUUCUCCAUACCUCAGACCUGCAACUGUACCAAAGAAGUCAGCACCGCCAUCAAGCAAGCCGCAGCCGCCAGAGCGACGAUAGCCAAAAACAUUGAAGGCACCAACAACUACCCCACCAACAAACGUCAAAUCAUCGUCCUCAGCUAUGGCCGUAGUGGCUCGUCUUUCACAGCAGACAUCGUCAUCCAGGAUCCCCGCACUUUCUUCGUCUUCGAGCCGCUCUACAGGGUCAUCAUCCGCUAUACCGGAAGUGACCAACUGCAUGACGUCAGCAUAGUCGGAAACGACAAGUUUGCUCCCAAACCCAACGAGAAAGGCGAGCUGGUGAACCCCGAGCCCUACGCCAUUGAGGGUAGCCCCACCUACGCCAACUACUCCGUAGAGGCUACCCAAAUCCUGCGCUUCUUCCUCACGUGCCAGUUCGAGUACCUCAAGGCAGACGACCUUCUCAACUUCAUGUUCCUCAACCGCAACAACACCAUCGAAUUCUACAAGUGCUUUCGGGAUUUCCCCAAGAACGAGGCCUACUUCCCUAAAUAUCUGGGCUGUCUGUGGAAAUUCAAGGAGUUGUGCCUCAGUAAAGAAAUCCAGGUCGCCAAGGUUAUCCGCUUCCCGGCGCGCAUCCUGCGGCCGCUGAUGGAGGAGUUCCCCAAGCUGAAGGUCCUGUACCUGGUGCGCGAUCCGCGCGGCACACUCUCCUCCGAGAUGACCAUCCUCAAGACCUACGAGAAGACGGGCAUCAAGGAGGCGGCCGAGACCUUCUGCGGCAUGGUCAACGACGACGCCGAGAACAUCCGCCUGCUGUCCGAGUCCUACCCGGACCGCAUUCGCACCAUCCGCUACGAGACGAUCGCGCGCGACGCCGUGGCCGCGGCCCGCCGCAUGUACGAUUUCCUUGAGCUUAGCUUCACCCCCAAGAUCGAGGGCUACAUCCGCAAGAUCACGUCGGCCAAGAAGGACGGCCACAACUUCUCCACCUCGCGCAAAGACUCGUGGGCGGCGGCCAACAAGUGGCGCACGCUCAGCAGCUACAAGAACGUUCGGGCCGUGGACAGCGCGUGCGAGGACGUGUACGACGCCGUGGGUUUUGUCAAGGUGCCGCGCGAGUCCUACCUGCGCGAUAUCAACACCUCGCUGGCCUCUCGCGAGUCCCUCAUGGAAAACAUCUAGCUUGCCGCCCUUUUGCCAAGUCUGUUGGGUCCCACCCUCCUACCUCCAGAUCCCGGGCUAGACCCUCCUUUCCCCUUAAACUUAAAGCCAUUACCGUACGUGUUUCCAUAUGCUUUGAAUGCGUGCGUGAUGUUGAAAUCAGCGCGGCUGAAAUUUUUUUCAUGGUCUGUAUACACGCCCUGACAUUUCUGUUAAACGUGUGAAGUUUUGAGUCUUUUUUUAAUAUUUCGUUGUCUUUCCACUUAGUUAACUAAACAGACUUAUACCGCAAGCAAAGGACAGUUUUACUUACAUACAGCGCACACUGUAUCCUGCUAGUUACCUAAAUAAAGUAAAAAAAAAAAGUAAGACUACGAUCGGGGAAGGCUUCAAAUUUUCAGUCUCUGAACCGAAAAGUAGAAAACAAAGAAGAGACAAAAAGAAACGUUAUAUAAGAACAAACAUGACUUUAUCAGAGAAAAUUUUUACAAUAAACACCUUACUGAUACAGAU
This is a messenger RNA of Pomacea canaliculata, 2959 nucleotides long. RefSeq names its product carbohydrate sulfotransferase 3-like. Gene Ontology annotation, molecular function: N-acetylglucosamine 6-O-sulfotransferase activity. The record is from RefSeq and is a predicted model, not a curated record. Bases 1166 to 2467 code for a protein of 433 amino acids. Gene Ontology annotation, biological process: sulfur compound metabolic process; N-acetylglucosamine metabolic process. Lineage: Eukaryota; Metazoa; Mollusca; Gastropoda; Architaenioglossa; Ampullariidae. The transcript has 6 exons.